AUGAUAGUAGUUAACGGCCACUUGGGAUUUGCUGCCCCUGCUUCGAACACCUCACUUCGAUCUCACCUCUGGCAGUUGACGGAUCCGCGAUCCGGGGUACUCUACACCUUUAUAGCUAAAGUCUUGGGCAUAGAUAAAUGCUACCAGCUAGUCAUGAUCAAUCACUCACAGUCAUACCCCUAUCAGACUUCUUCGCUUGUGCUCGAGGGUUUUCUCGGAGAUGAAGCUAGAAAUUCUAUCCAGAGAUGGUUGCUACUGAUCCGGGGCCGGAGAUCCGAUCUCGCAGAGCUAAGUUCCCAGGUGCAGUGUAGCGAGGCAAGUAGUGAAUUUAAAGCACUUAUGCAGGUACUGGCAGAAGUAUUGGCCCAUCUCCUGAAUGGCCAAGCUCCACAAGCCUCCCUUGGCAUUAUCGCCGGUGUCCAUCAUUAG
Morchella sextelata is the source of this 429-nucleotide messenger RNA. RefSeq lists its product as uncharacterized. The transcript has 12 exons. NCBI's taxonomy places the organism in Eukaryota, Fungi, Ascomycota, Pezizomycetes, Pezizales, Morchellaceae. The record is from RefSeq and is a predicted model, not a curated record. The coding region runs from base 1 to 429 and encodes 142 amino acids.